Molecule: messenger RNA, 282 nt
Organism: Mesorhabditis belari
Lineage: Eukaryota; Metazoa; Nematoda; Chromadorea; Rhabditida; Rhabditidae
Source: the annotation of a GenBank genome assembly
AUGAGGGUAAAUUGCUUCGGCCACAAGCUAAAUCUCGUUCUAAGAAGACUUCUAAAGCAAAGCUUUUUGCUUAGUAUUAUUGAUCGGAUGAAAUCAGCUGUUCGUCGCAUACACAAAUCGGGAAUUUCCCGACGCAAGUUUAUUGGAAUGAUGCUAGGAGAUGAAGCUCUUAUCGAUAUAUGCAAAGAGUUCACAGACAAGCUCAACAAAGCCACCGCAGAAGCUUAUCAGGAUGAUGACUGGGUGUCUGAAAAUGUGCGAGAAGAAAAGCUGUUGAUUUCG